This is a messenger RNA of Striga hermonthica, 1821 nucleotides long. The record is from the annotation of a GenBank genome assembly. NCBI's taxonomy places the organism in Eukaryota, Viridiplantae, Streptophyta, Magnoliopsida, Lamiales, Orobanchaceae.
AUGAGAGCAAGAAGAGGAAAGCGUUCUGAGCCAUUUUGGCCUUCCAUUGUGAUGAAAAAAUGGCUUAAUAUCAAGCCAAAGGUUUAUGAGUUUAGCGAAGAUGAAGUAGAUACAGAGAGCGAAGAUGAUGUCUGCUCGAUUAAAAACGAAGCUGUGCGAGACGAUCCUGUUGAUGAUACACCGGGAUAUCAGUCAUUUUGCUCAAGGAAUCCAAUGAAAGACUGCUCAAUACAACACCGGAGGGGAAAAUCAGAAACUCUGAGGCUCCAGUACAUAAAUACAAAAGAUGUGAGGGUAACAAUAGGCACGUGGAAUGUUGCCGGAAGGCUUCCAGAUGAUGAUCUUGAAAUUGAUGAAUGGCUCUGUUUGCAAGAGCCAGCAGAUAUAUACAUUAUUGGUUUCCAAGAGGUGGUUCCCCUGAAUGCCGGGAAUGUACUCGGAGCAGAAACCCGAAGACCUAUUCCCAAAUGGGAAGCCAUCAUUCGAAAAACCUUGAACAAGUCAUUCGAACCCGAAACCAAACACAAAAGCUACAGUGCUCCUCCUUCACCCGUCUUCCGAACUUCCUCUGCUUCUGACGUAUUGGCUGACGUGGAUGAGGCCACCGUGCUGGAAAUGACGAGUGCUCGAAACAACAUUCGGCUACAGAGAACAUAUAAUGCUGACUGGGAUAAUACCCGAUUGGACUGGCCCGAGCAGUCUUUGGACACGACACCUCACUCUCUCUCCUCGAGAGCCAAAUUAAGACGAGUACUGAGCAGCUGCGCAACAAUUGGGUCAAGCAGUAGCCCUCGGAAUUUCUCGCUCGGUGGUUCGGGUUUGAAAAGAAUGCACCAUAGCUCGGGGAACUUGUGCUUGCUCGGAAUGGACCGGGAAAAUAAUGACUUUGAUGCUGCUCUUUAUUCUAUGUCGGAUGAUUUGGAUCAGAUUUCUGGUGGGGAGGAGGCGGAAGAAGAAGAAGAAGAAGAAUGUGAAGAGGGAUAUUCUUUUGAGGUCGAAAACAAAAGUGCUCUUUCAAAUGAUAUUGUGCAGUCACACCAAAGUUAUGUUCGAAUUGUGAGUAAGCAGAUGGUGGGGAUAUAUGUGUCGGUUUGGGUGCGCAGAAGGUUGAGGAGGCACAUAAAUAACUUGAAAGUUUCUCCUGUUGGAAUUGGGCUAAUGGGCUAUAUGGGGAACAAGGGAUCCGUAUCUGUUAGUAUGUCUCUUUUCCAAAGUCGAUUGUGCUUUGUUUGUUCCCAUUUAACGUCCGGUCAGAAGUAUAGGGCCGAGCAAAGGCGUAACUCGGAUGUUCUUGAGAUAAUAAAGCGGACUCAUUUUUCGUCCGUCUUUGACAUAGACCAGCCACAGACAAUCCCUUCCCAUGACCAGAUAUUCUGGUUCGGAGAUUUGAAUUACCGCAUCAAUAUGUUAGAUGGGGACGUAAGGAAACUUGUCGAUAAGAAACAGUGGGCCGAGCUUCUCAACAAUGAUCAGUUAAGCAAAGAACUUCGGAAUGGGCAUGUGUUUGACGGGUGGAAAGAGGGGAUCAUAAACUUUGCGCCAACUUACAAAUACGAGAUCAAUUCUGAUAGAUAUGUCGGCCAAAAUCCAAGAGAAGGAGAAAAGAAGAGAUCUCCAGCGUGGUGUGACCGUAUACUUUGGUUUGGAAAAGGCAUCAAGCAGCUUUUUUACAAGCGAGCGGAGAUAAAACUUUCAGAUCAUCGACCCGUGAGUUCAAUGUUUUUGGUUGAAGUCGAGAUAUUCGACCAACGCAAGCUACAAAAGGCCCUUAAUUUCUCAAGUGCUGUCGUACAUCCGGAAAUUUUCGCCGAAACAUGCUGA